Molecule: messenger RNA, 1621 nt
Organism: Hippopotamus amphibius kiboko
Lineage: Eukaryota; Metazoa; Chordata; Mammalia; Artiodactyla; Hippopotamidae
Gene: ATG12
Product: autophagy related 12
Exons: 4
Coding region: 199-621 (140 amino acids)
Biological process (GO): autophagosome assembly; C-terminal protein lipidation; nucleophagy
Cellular component (GO): phagophore assembly site membrane; Atg12-Atg5-Atg16 complex; cytoplasm
Source: RefSeq, a predicted model, not a curated record
AGGAGGGAAACAGUGAUUGCUCUAUCAGCGGUCAGGGGACUGCGAAACAGAGGACCAACCUGCAAUUCCGACUUUCAGUGGUGGGUUGGGUUCUCCCUGCCCCUACUACGGCGCCUCCCUAGCGUCACUCUCCUGCGUCAGGCCGGCCCACUGUAGGCACUGAGCCACCACUUCCGCCCUCACCCCUCGCCAAGCAAGAUGGCUGAGGAGCCGGAGUCUGCGCUGCAGCUGCCUCCCUCAACCGCUGCUGAAGGCGAAGGACCUACGGAAGUCUCCCCAGAAAGAGCCACUCCGGAGCCCCCUUCUUCCGCUGCAGUCUCUCCGGGAACAGAAGAACCUGCGGGUGACACUAAGAAGAAAAUUGACAUCCUGCUAAAGGCUGUGGGAGACACUCCUAUAAUGAAAACAAAGAAGUGGGCUGUAGAGCGAACCCGAACCAUCCAAGGACUCAUUGACUUCAUCAAAAAGUUCCUUAAACUUGUGGCUUCAGAACAGUUGUUUAUUUAUGUGAAUCAAUCCUUUGCCCCCUCCCCAGACCAGGAAGUUGGAACCCUCUAUGAGUGUUUUGGCAGUGAUGGUAAACUGGUCCUGCAUUACUGCAAAUCUCAGGCAUGGGGAUGAACUAUAGAGGAAAAGAUCAUUCUAACUUAAAAUGAAUCUUCACAAAGGAAACAGCUCUGAAGAGUUUUGAUCUUGUGGCAAGAGGCUUGUGGAUGUGAUCAAUUCAGCAUGUAUCUACUAUGACCCAUGUUUAUACAUUUAAAAUAUUCACAGAGUAGAUGGACUUACAAAAAUGUGAUUUGUAUUAAUAUACAAAUCAUCAUAAAAGAUUGACAUUAGUGAAUACCCAUUACUGCAACUAUUACUCCAGAGCUGCCUCCAAGGUAUUGAAAAGGAGACUAAGAUUAUAUAAAGCUGCUUUUUUACCACUUCUCAAAAUGACUGAAAUUGUUUACUUGAAGAAUUAGCAUUCUGCUGAUUUUUUUUUUCCCAUUGUCAAUUUACUAAAGGAUGCUUUUGGGGCUGAGUUCAAUUUGUUUGAGGUAUGUAAUAUGCCUUUUUACAUUUCUGUCCGCAGUGUUAUCUUGUGAAACAAAGUUGCAUUGACCUGCUGGCUUUAUUACCUUACAUAGUCCGGUAGAGGGCAACCCAGCUGGCAGAAGGAGUUGGGCAGUUUGGUUUUACAGCUUUGGCAGAAGAUAAUAGCUAUUCCUGCUAAUUUCUAGCAGACAUCUAGCCAAGAGAGCACACAUGUUGACACACUGGAAGACUGCUUUAGAGAAAAUUUGUGGUUUUGGUUUAAUUGUUUUAUUGGGAAACAGAAGGAAUUUUACCCGUUCUGGACAAAUGAGUCAUCUCUUUUCAAUCCUAUUAUUUAAUGAUUCUUGAGUCCCAGUGGUUAUAACUGUGCUAUUAAUCCCUCCCUUACUUUUACAGUGUCAAAAGUGCACCAUGAGUAAAUACGUAUUUCAUGCCAUGACUAAAAGUACCAUUUUUUACUGAUGUUAUUAAGCUGAUAAUUGCUUUAAAUAAGAUUUAACUUUUUUUCAUUUUGUAUUAUAUUUGUAGUGCAGCAUUUAAAAAAAAAUUCCAAUAAAUUGAAUGGAAUGUUCAAACAGGA